Molecule: messenger RNA, 3504 nt
Organism: Zymoseptoria tritici IPO323
Lineage: Eukaryota; Fungi; Ascomycota; Dothideomycetes; Mycosphaerellales; Mycosphaerellaceae
Exons: 1
Coding region: 13-3504 (1163 amino acids)
Biological process (GO): mitochondrial DNA replication
Cellular component (GO): mitochondrion; gamma DNA polymerase complex
Molecular function (GO): DNA binding; DNA-directed DNA polymerase activity; 3'-5' exonuclease activity
Source: RefSeq, a predicted model, not a curated record
GACCACGGAGCUAUGCGAUCACGAUGUCGACACCACCUCGUCAACGCUCUCGAGCGAACACAGCAGACUUCUCUUCUCCGCCUGCGCCCACAUUCCCUGAAGUGGCAGCGAUGCUACGCGACCGCGAACGAUCAUCGAUCAGACAAUGCGUCGUCGUCGUCGCUCGCCAUAGCCUCCGAUGCGCGACACAAUGAGAUUGGCGUGCAGCAAGUCAGCGCAUACGUGCAUCCGCAACUCUUCCCACCCCGGACCAAUAGCUCUACGAAGCCCGAUGCCGAAUUGAUCGCAUUGUCAAAAGACCAUCUGCAACGCCAUGACUUGCUCGGAAAGACCAGCGAUAGUACGCCUCCGAUCGGGUUCGAUCUACCGGACUUACAGGGAACCUCUCUGGACGAGCACUUUUACCGAUUGGGUAUGGACAGUGCAGAGCCUUAUUUGAGUCUAUCGAAGAAGUACGCACGCGCAUCGCCUCCUUCGAAGCCACGAAAAUGGGUGCGAAGAAGUGGUUGGACAAAGUACUAUGAGGAUGGACGUUCAGAGGCUGUGCCAUUCCCAGAAGAGAAGGUCUUGACAUUCGAUACAGAGGUAAUGUGGCACGAGACGAGCUUUCCAGCUAUGGCAUGUGCAGUCUCUGCGACACACUGGUAUGGAUGGCUAUCGCCGUGGCUGCUAGGAGAAAGUGAGAACGAUCGGCACUUGAUCCCACUCGGCAAUGCUCAAAACCCACGGAUCGUCGUCGGUCACAAUAUUGGUUAUGAUCGAGCGAGGAUAGCAGAGGAAUACAGCAUGGAUCAGUCGAAGAAUUUCUUCAUGGAUACUAUGAGUCUGCACAUCGCCACCAAUGGAAUGUGCAGUAGGCAGCGACCUACAUGGAUGAAGCAUCGCAAGCAGCGGGAUAUGGAGGACAAGAUCGCCGCUGCAGAUGAGAGUGCGGACUUGGCUGAUUUGCUUGGAAAUCAUGCUGAGUAUAAUGAGGAGGAGGAGUUGUGGGUUGGACGAUCGUCUGUCAACAGUCUGCGGGAUGUGGCCAAAUUUCACUGUGGUAUUACUAUAGACAAGGCGAGAAGAGAGUGGUUUGGCGAGCUGGAUCGAGACGGCGUCAUGGAACGACUGGAUGAGUUGCUGGACUACUGUGCUGCCGAUGUGGACAUCACUCACAAAGUCUACAAGAAAGUCUUUCCACUAUUCAUGGAAACGUGCCCGCAUCCAGUUUCUUUCGCUGCGCUGCGGCAUCUCUCCUCGGAGAUACUGCCAAUUGACAAGGGUUGGGAGGUGUACAUCCGCAAUGCAGAGGCCACCUACCAGAAGCUGUCGACCGGCGUGCAGGAACGUUUGAUCGAUCUGGCGGAAAAGGCGCUGGAGCACAAGGCCGACCCGGAAAUAUACGAGAACGAUCCAUGGCUUUGUCAGCUGGACUGGACCGGGCAAGAAGUCCGAAUGGUGAAGGGGAAGAAAAAGGGCGAUCCUCCAAGGCCAGCAGCGAGGCAGAAGAAGCCUGGCAUGCCAAAGUGGUACAAGGAACUGUUUGCCAAUAAUGAUGCCGACAUUGCCUUGACUGUUCGAACGCGGAUCGCGCCGAUCCUGCUGCGAAUGGCGUGGGACAACAAUCCUCUAGUCUGGUCGGACAAGUUCGGCUGGACCUUCAAGGUCGACCAUUCGAAGGCUCAAAAGUACCGCGAUCAGUCGAUGACUCAGUGCGAUAUGCUUCAAGAAGAAAACUUUGCGCUUCGAGAUGAUCUGGAUAACACGUACUUCAAGCUUCCUCACAAGGACGGUCCUGAGGUGAGGUGCACAUCGCCGCUUGCCAAAGGAUAUUUGCAGUUCUUCGAAAAUGGUCUGUUGUACUCGGAGUAUGCAUACGCCAGAGAGGCAUUGGAGAUGAACGCAUCAUGUGCGUACUGGGUCGCCGCGAGGGAUCGGAUUCGAUCGCAGAUGGUGGUCUAUGCCAACGAAGAAUCUGAUGGAGUACCCAACGACGAGCAGAAGCUGGGCUACAUUCUGCCGCAGGUCAUCCCAAUGGGCACGAUAACACGACGUGCUGUCGAGAACACAUGGCUCACGGCGGCCAACGCGAAGAAGAAUCGAGUAGGAUCUGAGCUGAAGAGUAUGAUUACUGCACCUCCCGGCUACAGCUUUGUCGGCGCAGAUGUGGACAGUCAAGAGCUUUGGAUUGCCUCCCUCGUUGGAGACGCCAGCUUCAAGCUGCACGGCGGAAAUGCCAUUGGAUUCAUGACGCUCGAAGGCACGAAAGCAGCGGGCACCGACUUGCACUCUCGAACCGCCAAGAUUCUCGGAAUCUCGCGCAACGAUGCCAAGGUGUUCAACUACGGGAGAAUCUACGGCGCCGGUCUCAAGUUCGCCCAAUCCCUCCUCCGCCAAUUCAACCCGACCUUGAAAGAAGCCGAUGCCAAAUCCAUCGCCACAACCCUUUACCAGGAAACCAAAGGUACCAAGUCCCGUGGCAAGAUCCUUCGCGAUCGACAAUUCCUCCGCGGCGGCACCGAAAGCCUGGUCUUCAAUAAGCUUGAAGACUUCGCUGAACAAGAACGUCCUCGCACGCCUGUGCUCGGCGCCGCCAUCACCGAAGCUUUGAUGCGUAGGUACAUCAGCAAAGGCGGUUUCAUGACCUCCCGAAUCAACUGGGCCAUUCAGUCCUCUGGCGUCGACUACCUUCACCUCCUGAUCGUGAGCAUGGAAUACCUCACCCGCCGCUACAACAUCCACGCCCGUCUGGCUCUGACCGUCCACGAUGAAAUUCGCUACCUCUCCAAAGACGAAGACAAAUACCGCUGUGCGAUGGCUCUACAAGUCGCCAACGUCUGGACACGAGCCAUGUUCAGCCAACAAAUGGGCAUCGAUGACCUACCACAAUCCUGCGCGUAUUUCUCCGCGGUGGACAUCGACCACGUGCUCCGAAAGGAAGUCGACAUGGAUUGCGUGACGCCGUCUCAUCCUACCGCCAUCCCACCCGGCGAGUCGAUCGACAUCAUCCAACUACUUGCCAAAGGGGACGCCGCGUCCCUCGAUCCGGCGGUCAAACCGUCGGACCCACCUCAACCAGAACGCUUCGAAUACAUCCAUCGUGUACCCGUGAUGGAAGGUCUGCAGACUCCCAACGCAAUGCCGUAUCUCCGCGCUCAGAUCGCGUCCACGCCUUCUGAACUGGCUCAAAUCCUCAAAGACCUCAAGCCUUUAUCGUCUGUCACACGAACAGCAGCGGCGUUCGAUACGGCGCCCAAGGCCGCUCGUGGGCGUAAGCCAAAGGCGAAGACGACUUCUUCUUCGAUGGGGUCUUAUGUGCGAUCGCCGCGUGCGAGGCUGCCUGAUUCUUCUGCCACGAGUUCCUCUUCUUCCGCUCGGUCGAAUUGGGAUGAUUUCAAUCUGGCGUUCGAAGCACCUUCAAUGUGGGACAAGGAGAGUCAGUGUGAUAGCCAAGCGUGGUCGAACUCGACUUCUUGGGGUGGGAAUGGGUUCAAGAGAGCUGCGGGUGUAGGGAGAGCGUAA